AUGAAGAUCUGGACUUCGAAGCAUGUCUUUGACCACCCUUGGGAAACUGUUACCACAGCUGCAAUGCAGAAAUACCCAAACCCUAUGAACCCGAGUGUGGUUGGAGUUGAUGUGUUGGACAGACAUAUAGAUCCCUCCAGAAAGUUGUACAGCCAUAGACUUCUCAGCACAGAGUGCGGACUGCCUUCCAUUGUGAAGUCUAUUUCUUUUACAAAUAUGAUUUCAGUAGAUGAGAGACUUAUCUACAAACCACAUCCUCAGGACCCAGAAAAAACUAUUUUGACUCAAGAAGCCAUUGUCACUGUGAAAGGAGUCAGCCUUAGCAGUUACCUUGAAGGACUGAUGGCAAGUACCAUAUCUUCAAAUGCUAAUAAAGGCCGAGAAGCGAUGGAAUGGGUAAUACAUAAAUUAAAUGCCAAGAUUGAAGAACUGACAGCUUCAGCAAGAGGAAGCAUAAGGACUCCAAUGGCAGCAGCAGCAUUUGUAGAAAAAUGA
This is a messenger RNA of Propithecus coquereli (Coquerel's sifaka), 495 nucleotides long. Its product is annotated as protein slowmo homolog 2-like. The record is from RefSeq and is a predicted model, not a curated record. Gene Ontology annotation, molecular function: phosphatidic acid transfer activity. Bases 1 to 495 code for a protein of 164 amino acids. Gene Ontology annotation, cellular component: mitochondrial intermembrane space. Gene Ontology annotation, biological process: phospholipid transport. The transcript has 2 exons. Lineage: Eukaryota; Metazoa; Chordata; Mammalia; Primates; Indriidae.